AAUGUUACCACGGACCGUUUCCGUCUGAAUGGGACAGACGGUGUGAUCCAGGAGAACUACCUGCAGGGGAAGUUUGGGAAUAUGAUGACCUUGUGUGCCAUGCUGCCACUGCUGGUCUUCAGCUGCAUCAACUCCAUCCUCCUUCCACGGAUCCCAGAGGUGGUCCGGAUCUGUGGAUGCCUUGCUGCUAUCUUCAUCCUCUUUCUCUUCACCUCAAUCCUGGUGAAAGUCUCCCUGGAACCCAUCGUCUUCUUCACUGUCACCAUGCUAACGAUUGUCCUUAUCAACAGUUUCGGAGCUGUCCUGCAGGGCAGUAUCUUCGGCCUGGCUGGGUUACUGCCUGCGUUAUACACUGCGCCCAUCAUGAGUGGUCAGGGAAUGGCAGGGACCUUCGCAGCACUUGCCAUGAUCUGCGCCAUCGCAAGUAAGGGAUUGCCUCGACAUCAUCGUCACCGAGCACAGAGCCUCAGGAGGGACACACACCACUCAACAACACGGUCACACACAGCCCAAUCCCCUCCCAAAGGCCUAGGCAGCCAUGCAAGCAGAAACCGGCCUGGGAGGGUUUGA
This is a messenger RNA of Chiloscyllium plagiosum (whitespotted bambooshark), 570 nucleotides long. The record is from RefSeq and is a predicted model, not a curated record. NCBI's taxonomy places the organism in Eukaryota, Metazoa, Chordata, Chondrichthyes, Orectolobiformes, Hemiscylliidae.